Rotaria socialis is the source of this 678-nucleotide messenger RNA. NCBI's taxonomy places the organism in Eukaryota, Metazoa, Rotifera, Eurotatoria, Philodinida, Philodinidae. The record is from the annotation of a GenBank genome assembly.
AUGACUACUGAUGGUGAUGAUAUUCAUGUUCAACAUCUGUUUCCUGAUAAACUUGUGAUCUCAGCAGCUGAAUGUAAUAAACAACCGAUUGUCGACACAUUACUUGAUACUAUUAUACCAUCGUCUACACCAGUCUCCAUUCUUGAAAUUGCUUCUGGCACUGGUCAACAUAUUGUUCACUUUGCAGCUCAUUUUCCUCUUGCUAAUUUUCAACCAUCAGACUGUGAUCCAAAAUAUUUAAAAAGUAUUCAAGCUUAUAUUGAUGAAUAUGAAGUAGAUGCAUUUACAAAAAAUGUAGCAGCGCCUAUAUCGAUCGAUCUUCUCUCACCAGCUCCCAUUGAUGAUGAAUCAUUUGAUUUUGUCUAUUGUUCGAAUCUUAUUCAUAUCACACCCAUAGAAUGUACACAAGGAUUAUUUAAAUUAGCUGGACGAGUUUUAAAACCUGGAGGUGGUUUAAUUACGUAUGGAGCAUAUGCCUUACCAGGUGAUGGACGAAUUACACCAGAAAGUAAUCGACGUUUUCAUGCUCAUCUUCAAAUGCAAGAUUCACGAUGGGGUUUAAAAGGAAUUGAUGAAUUGAAAGCGAUUGCUAAACAUCAUCAACUUGAACUCAAAGAAACAUUUGAUAUGCCAAUGAAUAAUAAAAUUUUAUGGUGGAAUAAAAGACAAGAUUUAUGA